AUGUCUUCCAGAGGUACAUCGAGCGUAUCAUCUCAGUUUUUGUCCGAAAUCAUCGGGAAACCGGUGAACGUUAAACUACACUCCGGGAUGCUAUACAACGGCAGAUUGGAGUCGAUCGAUGGGUUCAUGAAUGUGGCGCUUUCUAGCGCCACGGAACAUUACGAAAGUGGACAUAACGGUCUCUUGAAGACCUACAACAGCGACGUGUUCUUAAGAGGCACGCAAGUGAUGUAUAUUAGCGAGGUUUAG
Molecule: messenger RNA, 249 nt
Organism: Torulaspora globosa
Lineage: Eukaryota; Fungi; Ascomycota; Saccharomycetes; Saccharomycetales; Saccharomycetaceae
Gene: LSM6
Product: U4/U6-U5 snRNP complex subunit LSM6
Exons: 1
Coding region: 1-249 (82 amino acids)
Biological process (GO): mRNA splicing, via spliceosome; maturation of SSU-rRNA
Cellular component (GO): U6 snRNP; P-body; U4/U6 x U5 tri-snRNP complex
Molecular function (GO): RNA binding
Source: RefSeq, a predicted model, not a curated record